Messenger RNA from Trichoplusia ni (cabbage looper), 4427 nucleotides. Its product is annotated as F-box only protein 5-like. Gene Ontology annotation, biological process: regulation of mitotic nuclear division; negative regulation of meiotic nuclear division. NCBI's taxonomy places the organism in Eukaryota, Metazoa, Arthropoda, Insecta, Lepidoptera, Noctuidae. Bases 269 to 1567 code for a protein of 432 amino acids. Gene Ontology annotation, cellular component: nucleus. The transcript is spliced from 2 exons. The record is from RefSeq and is a predicted model, not a curated record. Gene Ontology annotation, molecular function: protein binding.
AUUUCAACAGAUUGUCUAUGGAGACGAUGCUGAGAGUAAUUUUAUGGACGUUUUUGUUUAAUAAUAACCGAAAUAUGUUUAUUAAAGGACAAAUUUAAAUAACGAUAUCUAGUAACAUUCGAUUAUUGAUUACUGCUACUAUUACGAUGCCUUCUUCGCCUAAUUAUGAGCUAAAUUGUUAUAUCAACGUGUAAAAAUACCGGAGAAAAGUUACUCUUGGCGUGGAUCAUGGAAUUUUAGUGGAAUACGACACUUCACUAGAAUUAAAAUGGAUGUUCACUGUGAUUAUGGUGAAUCUACAAAGUCUAUUCUGUCAUACGAUAACAUAAAUUGCUACAGCAGAGCGGAAGACAGCGGAUACCACACAUCGUUCACCCCAGGAUCGUUGGAACGCUCGGACAUAUCAAGUGAUUUUCUUGACGAUCGGUCAGUAGUAACAACAACAGCGUUUAUUGAUGAGAUCCAAGUUGAUUACAUUACGCCUGAUGGUGUUUAUAGAUGUAAUCAGCUCAAGCCGCGAAAUGACAUCGCCGAAACCCCACCUCAGAGACGAGCCGUCAAGCGACCUCAUUCGAGUAUUGAAUCGGCUAAACAUGUAACGACAAUUCCUACUCCAACAACAUGGAUUGCUGGUAAAAUACAAAGUUUAGAAGUCAAUGAAGACAAGGAAAAUGCUACAAUUUCUAUACCAACAGAUAGUGCUCAUAGCACCGAGAGGAAUACAAGAUUUAUUUGCAGGUUAAACAUUCGUGAAAAAACAUACUCAUAUCCCAUCACACCAGUGAAAAGAAAUUGUAUAAGCCCUUGUAAAAAAUCUGGAAGAAAACUAGAUUUUGUGAUACAUUCCCUUUCAUGUGAGAAACGUGAACUACAGUCAGUUCCUGAACAAGUAGCGCAACCAGAAAUAGUAGGAACUAUUCUAGCCAGACCUGACCAAAAAAUAGAUAUACUUAGGUUGUUAAAUCAGAAAAGUGCCAUACCACCUUUACAAAAAAUAUUUCAAUAUCUAAACAAUGAAGAUAUCUGCAACUUCUGUUCUGUUAGCACUACAUGGAGUGAUAUAUGGAACUCACAUAGUACUAAUGAAAAGAAACAAGAGAUUAAACAACAUCUAAGAAGGGCUAAGGAAAACCAAGAAAAUGUCUCUAAAGAAAGUAGAGUGAAAGCAAGAGGUACCAAGCUGUAUGAUGGUUGUCUAAAAGAAAUACAUAAUGAGAUUAAUGACCAUCAUGUCAACAAAAUCCCUCUAAGCCCACAAUAUUCACCUCGGACAAACAGAUUCAGAAAGUUCUUGAAGUGUGCAUCACUGGACUCCCGCUUGCAGUUAUCAUGUGUGAGAUGUUCACAACCUGCUAAGGUGACUGAGGAAGCAUCAGGAGAGGAAUGGGUUGAGUGCACAAGUGCUACAUGCUCUUAUCAAUUCUGCAGAUCUUGCAAUUGUAGUAGACACCCAGGUAAGAGUUGUAUUCAAUAUGAUCUUAAUGCUCCAAGUCCAUCAAAAAGAAAGAAAUGUGAUUAUGCUGUAGGAACGAGAAAAAGCAGAAAAAACUUGCGCAGGCUUCUGUGAUCUAUUCAUAAUAAUACUUAGUUUUAUACCAGUGUUUUUUGUGUUACAUUCCAUAUGUAAAGAUUGUAAGUUGUAGCUGCAGUAGAUAUAAAUUUGACAGAACACUGCUAAUUAAAGUAAUAUCUAAUAUUAUUUUUAAUGAUAUUUGAGAUUACAGGGUGCAAACCCAUGUCUGAUUUUGUGCCAUUAUUUUAGCAAUACAUGCAUUUAUUUAAGUUUAACACAAAGUCAGUUUUGUUUGUUCGGCAGUUUAAAAUAAGUCAUGGUCAUUAUAAAUUAGGAAUCUUUACGGGUUUGCUUAGGUUUACCAACAGUUUAUUUGUUGAAUUACUAAUUAUUUGAAAUUAUUAUAGACAGACAGAUUAUAUUUUUGUAAUAAUACAUACUCCAAUAUUACAAUAUCAAAUACAGGUAUUCAAUAAAAUUAAAAAAAAAAUACUGAAAGAUGGUACAAUUCAAAUCACUAUUUUUAAGAGUUCAAAAUGUAAGAACAAGAGUUGAAAAAGGGUCUGUCUAGAAUUAAAAUUUAUUUUAAUUUACUGACAUUCGAAUAUAAAUUACUCUGAAGUAAGACUGUUUUAUACAUCACUGUAAAUUAGUAAUUAUUAUUAUAAUAUUUAUCUGUAAGGUCAUACCCCAGUAAUGUUUAGUAGGUGCCUACUUAUUCUAAGAUCCACUCUGUGUUUUUCCUUUUUUUCUCAUGGAUGAUACUGAGAUUCAUACAAGGAAUCUCUCUAUCAAUUAAUGAUUUAUGUAAGGACUUUUAUUAAGUACAGAGAGAUUGGUGGACACAUUCUCUUACAGUAAGCUUUUAAAUGCACUGUCAACAAAUAGAAAGCUUUUUGUGUGUUGUGUGAUUAAGUUUCGUAGAUUUUAAAUACUCAGCUUUACAGUUGGUUCCUCACUCACUAUAGUGUGGCUAUAACUGAGCUCUUUCAUGAUACAUAUUGGUUAAUUUACUGAAGAAUGUCUAGUAAGACGAUAUUAUGUUCUUUUUUACUGAAAGGAUAUUGAGUCAGUUGUCAUUGCAUUGUUCCUCCAUUCCUUACAUCUAUUAAUAUAAUAAUGGAAACACUAAAAGUAAAAUCUAUCUUUAGUGCUUUGUAAAAGAUAUUUUACCGAUAUUAUCAAUAUGGAAUGUCCUGUUUUAGAAUACCUCCCCAAGACUAUGUAGACUUUCUGUUUAUGUUUCUAUUACAUAAAUACACCACAAUUUCUAGACCAGUAUUGUAGUCAGUGUUUAAGCAACUGAUAGCUAUAAUUUAUGUUUAGAAAAGGCUUCGUUCUCACGGCCAAUUUGGAAAAAAGGAUGUAAACUGAGAUAUAACCAUAUAUGAUUUAAAAAAUUUAAAAGUUGUAUUAGUAAUAGUUUAAACAUUCCUACUCUUUUUAAAUAUUUAAUUAAAAUGUGUCACACAAAUUUUGAAACAACUCAUUUUCUAUUAAAAUAUGAUGUUUCUAACUUACCACCAAUAUUAACUUAGAUGUUGUUCUGAUUUUUAAAUAGGUUGAGUAUGCAGUGUUAAGCUUACAUAAUUUUUAUGCAUAAAUCAUACUUCGAUAAAUUGAAAUAAAGAUCGAAUAUCUUUGUCUAGUAUGUUAAGCAUAUAAUAUUGUUCCUUAAAAAAAAGAGUGUUUUUAGAGUUUCUGCCUCAACCCAUAUUCUCCUAGAAAUUCUAAGUAGGUGCCUAAGAUAGUAUAAAAAAAGAUCUUGAUGAUUACUUACCGCCUUACCCGCCUUAAGUCUGACAAUAUCGCAAAUAUACCUACAAAAUACAGAAUAUCCUGUUGUAAACAUACUGCAUGAUGUUAGUACUUAAGCCACAUAGAUUUGUUUACUACAUCCAAUAUUGGCUGGAUUCAAUAUGAUCAUGUAAUUAAAUUGGCAGACUCUCCCAGUGCCCACCCAUGUGAAUAGCAGGUGGAAUAUGUUAGCUAGCUCACAUUCGUUUAUUGAAGUUUGCGGACUAGCCAUUUUUGCUUGUAGCAAGUGAUCUAUAGUGGGUUAUUUGUUCAGAGGGCGUACCACCGCUUCUUAAAUCUUAAAUUGCGAGUUUGGAAGCGAGAUGGCAAACUACAUACCGUAGACCGGUGUCUCUGUUUUACACCGAUCAGAGCCCCGAUUCUGCUAUUUUACAAUGGCUGAUGUUUUAAUUUAUUUCAUGGCGAUGUAAACGAUUCAAUCGGCGAACACAUAUUGCAAGACAAACGCUCUCUGGUCGUUAGUUUAUUUUCAAUUUUGACAAAGUAAUAUUUCUAUCAAUUGCACAAAAAACUUAUUACUUGUAAGUCUUGCUACCGAUACAUAUCAAUCAAUUUAUGCACUGUAAAAACGAUGUUCUACAGAAAAGGUGUUAUACUCUCACGUUGUCUUCUCAUUCUCACACAAUAAAUUAUAUGAGUGUUAUUUGUAAAAUAAUUUUGUAUUUCUGUAGAAAAACUUACAGGUACUUACUAACUAACAAGUUUAUUGUAUUACAUUGAUGUCUUGUCAUAUUUGGUCGCAGUUUUCAAUUUCCGAUUUUAAUUCUUUUUUUUAUAAGUCAGGAAACAAGAAUGUGUACAGUUGUAAAUAUAUUAAUUAGAAUAAUUUUAAUCGAAACGUAUUUGCGAUGUUGUAAAAGAUUGAUAUUUCUUACAAUAAAUAAAAGACAAAAAUUUUGCUUCUAAAUUUCCUAAAAAAAAAUAUUGUAAGAAGGGAUGGGACCAAGAAUGCACAAAAUAUUUUAUAAUUAUGUGUUAGUAAUACUCAAAAUUUUAAUAAAUAAUGACGAUCUGUAUUUCAAAUGAUACUGAUUUUGUCGACCAAUUAAUUUUAAAAUUCAAAAUACAUGACAUGUAGGUAUUAUUUUAAUUGCGU